Messenger RNA from Cyclopterus lumpus (lumpfish), 3399 nucleotides. Its product is annotated as myelin regulatory factor-like protein. NCBI's taxonomy places the organism in Eukaryota, Metazoa, Chordata, Actinopteri, Perciformes, Cyclopteridae. Gene Ontology annotation, molecular function: sequence-specific DNA binding; DNA-binding transcription factor activity. The record is from RefSeq and is a predicted model, not a curated record. Gene Ontology annotation, cellular component: nucleus; endoplasmic reticulum membrane. Bases 1 to 2769 code for a protein of 922 amino acids. The transcript is spliced from 23 exons. Gene Ontology annotation, biological process: positive regulation of DNA-templated transcription; protein autoprocessing.
AUGGAGCCUGCAGCGGGCCGGCUGCCUCUCCAGGUUCUGGGAGAGAAUGAGGCGCUGCAGCAGUUCUUCAGUGGUCAGGAUGUGCAUUGUGUGUUGGACAGCUCUGUUGCCGUGGAUACGAGCAUCCUGGAGCAGUACCUCAGUAAUGAACUGGACCCCAACAGCUUCAUGCUCCCUGAGUCUCCUCCGGACUCGAGCUCGGAGGCCUGUUCACCUGCACAGAUACCAGACUUCCACUACGAGGCGUCCUAUUGGUCCAACCAGCAGAACAUCCAACCAACACAACGGCCCACCUCCUCGACGUCCUGUCGCUUUAAGGCCCAAGGCCCCGCCCACCACGAGCAUCUGACCCACGAUCAGCUCCGCACUUUGGGCCUCACGAACACUUACAUCAAGUCCGGGACCUCACCUGCUCCGCUGCAGCCGCACACACACCGCUUACCUGAAAACACACACUACCUGAGUCCAGAGGGCUGCCCGCAGGUUUACACUCCUGCCCCGCCUUCUGCCCCGCCUCCUCAGCCGCCAAUGCCUCCUUCGAACAGCUACGCCGCGCCCUGCGCCGGACCCAGCCUAGUCCCAAACUUAUCCACUCCCCCUUCAACCUACCUGCUGGGCUCCACCUCAUCGCUGCACACCUGCUCCCCAGAGAGUAAAAAGAGGAGGAGAUCAGAAUCUGAGGAACCAUCGGCAGGAAUGGAGGUCGCCUGCAGUGAAGGUGACGGGACUCACGGUGAAGGUGGAGGGAACGGCGUCAGCGGUUUGGGAUCUUACCAACUCCUCACAUGGGAACACUACAGGCUGGAACAUUGGAUCACCUCUUACGACGGCAGUUACCAAACAAUGUCUCCUCCUGCCUACCACGUGGACACAGAUAAAGGCUUCAACUACUCUGCGGCUGACGAGGCCUUCGUCUGCCAGAAGAAGAACCACUUCCAGGUCACUGUUCACAUAGGCGUGGCCGCGGAGCCGGCGUACGUCAGGACACCGAGCGGUCCGCAACAAGUCGACCACUUCCAGAUUAAAGUGUUCGGGGUCAAGCUGGAGUCGCCGAGCCACCAGGUGACUAUUGAACAAUCUCAGCCCAACCGCAGCAAGAAGCCCUUCCACCCCGUCAGGGUCAGUUUACCCAGCGGCAAAAUCACCAAGGUAACGCUCGGCCGACUGCACUUCAGCGAGACGACGUCCAACAACAUGAGGAAGAAAGGCAAACCCAACCCUGACCAGAGAUAUUUCCAGAUGGUGGUUGGUCUGUACGCUGCAGUGGGAGGAGCCGAGACCUUCCUCCUCACAGCUCUGGUGUCAGAGAGAAUCAUCGUCAGGGCCUCCAACCCGGGCCAGUUCGAGAUGGACGGGGAUGCCCUGUGGCAGCGCGGGGCGCUGCAGGACGCCGUGGUCUGUCAAGGCCGCGUGGGCAUCAACACCGACUCCCCCGACGAGGCGUUAGUCGUCUGCGGCAACGCUAAGGUGAUGGGCGCCGUCAUGCAGCCGUCCGACCGCCGCGCCAAGGAGAACAUCCAGGAGGUGGACUCUGAGCAGCAGCUGAAGAGGAUCACUCAGAUGAGGAUCGUUGAGUUUGAUUAUAAACCGGAGUUCGCCUCCACCAUGGGGAUAGACCACACCCACCAGACAGGUAUCAUCGCUCAGGAGGUGAAGGAGCUGCUGCCGUCGGCGGUGACGGAGGUCGGAGAUGUUUCCUGUUCUGAUGGAGAGAAGAUUCCUCAUUUCCUCAUGGUGGACAAAGAGCAGAUCUUCAUGGAGAACGUGGGGGCGGUGCAGCAACUGUCGAAGCUCACCGACAACCUGGAGACUCGGAUUAAUGAUCUGGAGGUCUGGAACCACCGACUGGCAAAGUUGAAGAGCCUGACAGGCAGCCUGCGCUCCACCGGGAAAGCCAGGAAGCACAGCAGUGUGUCGAUGCCCUCGACUCCGGCUGCUUGUAAGGAGAGCGUUCAGAAAGCCGGCUGGAGUCAGAAGUACAAAGUCCUGCAGGCCAGCGUCUUCACCGUGGUCACCACCAUGGCUUUCUGUGUCAUCUUUAUAACCGCUCUGUACUUACUAAACUUGAGGGAGAAAGACAUUGACGACAACAGUAACAGCAAUGUGGGGCCUCUGCAGACCACCGCCGGCAGCAGCACAGUCCCCCCCACCAGCCCACCUGGCCCCUGGCCCCCGGAUGUGGACUUCUGCGACCUGCUGUACUGUGAACGGGUGUACUGCUGUGAACCACCUGCAGGGGGCAGUGCCGACUCCAACGUCUCCUCUGAUCUGAAGGAAAGAGGGAAAGAAAAACUCAACAGGCUGAAAAACGCCCGAGACUGGACGAACACCAGCAUCCAUUCCUUCAAGAUCAAAGAGAACCAGCAGCUGAUUGACAGUAAAUACUGCCUGAGAGACCAAUGUGGACCAGGUCGGUACACCUACCGGGUUCCCAUCAGCCCGUUUGUCCCGGUCAACAUGAGAGUCACUCUGCUCAUGAAUUCCACGGAGCUGCUGGUGGUGUAUCUGUGCAGCCUCGAUGAGUCGGCCUCCUGCUCCGCUCUGCUGGACAUGAACACCGUCACUGGGAGCCGAUACCCGUCAAACACUCAGGGAGAACAUGAAUGGCCUCUUCACGUCGCUCGUCUUUAUCACAGCUCGUAUCACUUUCGCUCCACAGUGGCCGGUCAAGCUAACUGCAGUACCGACCACCACUUCGCGGGGGUGCUGUUCACCGACUACCACUUCCACUUCUAUCGGCACUGCACGGACUCAGGGACGCACGUUUAAAGACAGAAAAGAAUAUUAAUAUAUUAAGUGCAAUUAACAUUAAGCAGAUUGUCAUCACGUCUGCUUUUACAUUUUUUUAAACCUGCAAAUCAAACUUUACUAAACUUUUUGUGAUACUCGUCGCUUUUGCUGAUCGAUUGUUCUGCGAAAUUGCAAAAAUGUAAAAAUGGGGUGCAGUGGAAUUUGUUUUCAUAUCAGAUUAACACAAUAUCUCCUUUUAUGUACUUUAUUUACUCUUUUAUUCUCAUUUAUGUUCCUCUUUCUGAGAAAGUGUUUAGAUAUGCAUACAUCUUUAUGUUUAUGUAUAACUAUAUUUAUAUAUUCACUUCAUUUAACAUUCGUUAGCUCUCAAUAAAAUGUCACUGGUCAGACAUUACAUUUGCGACGACGUUGGCUUUAUUUUCUCCUCAAAACCGUAAAAUUAAAAACUGAAUUACUUUAUUGUUCUGGCUUUCCUCAAAUAUUUGGCUCUAUAUGUGGAGUUCAACCUUAUUUAGACUAAACUUAAUGUGAGUAUCGUAUUCAGUCGACAUGCAAACUGUGAUGAGGCGUUUGCUGUUUUAGUUAUUGUUAUUGAUAAAGUGUAUUUACUGUAAAGUACUGAUAUUCUCUGAUGGAAUAAUAUUUACA